AUGCUGCCACGAUCGCUGGAAAAGGGUACGUCCUUCACGGGGCAGCAAACGACGGUGCUUGGGAUUGGGGUAGCAUUUAUGGCAUUUACCUCGGCUGUAAUUGCCCUUCGCGUCUACGUCAGGACACUUUUGCUGCGCGCGUGGGGAGCUGAUGACGUCCUUAUGGUAAUCGGAACUUGUAUAUGGGCUACACGCCUCCUCUACGUGCUUGGAUUGUGUUUCAUCAAGCUAUCUCUCCUAUGGUUCUAUCUCCGGCUUGAAACACGACGUUUCAUGCUAUGGCUUGUGUACUCCGUUAUCUUCAUAGUUCUGGGAGUAUCGAUCUCAAGCUUCUUCGUUGAUACAAUCUCCUGCAUACCACCUUCUAAAUUCUGGAAUUCGGCCAAGUCAGGACAUUGCAUGUCAACGGCGUCCCAGCAGAAGUUCUAUGAAGUUAAUGGCAUCCUCGUCAUUGUCAUGGAUAUUCUCAUCUGGGCUGUUCCCAUUCCGAUGCUAUGGCGUGUUCGUAUCUCUUUGCGGAAGAAGAUUGCAGUAUUGGGGGUUUUUAGUGUAGGCCUUUUGUCUAUAGCUGCUGCUUGCGUGAGAUACAACACCGUCUUGCAACUAGCCAACAAUCCAGAUGAAACAUACGUGCUGGCUGCCUCGCUUAACUGGUGUGGCAUCGAAGCCUACGUCGGUACGUACCAUUUUCCAUGCCUGACUGUUCCUGUUUUUAACAGCCCAUCAGUCUUCUAUUCCACCAAGUACGCCAAGACAUCAUACUACCACAUCCCCUCCACCCUCAACUUAGAAGACGUUCAACAAAUCCUCCACAACCACUCUACCCUAGCACAUAUAUUCUGGCCCCAAUUAGCAAACGAUCCAGAAAACCUUCUUUUCGAAAACCAAACCGGUCCUAGCACUACGGAAAUCCAGAUUCGCCCAGCAUCAGGUUCCGGUCCCGGCCCUUCCGGGACAAAAUGCAAAGCUAGCAUAACUUCUCACCAUGAGGCCAGAGAGGUCGUCGUCGCCGAGGAAAUGCCUCUCGGGCUUCGGAUGACGCUGGUUUAUAGGAUUUCUGACGAGCCUCCGCAGGGUAUUUCAGCAGAAGAGGGUGAUGGCCUGCUUGCGUUGGCUGACUCGCAGCCUUCUACGUCGCUCUCGGGCACUGGGUCACGAAUAGGGCUGUAUGUGCAGGUGGAGAGAUCAGUAAUGGCACCGAGACCUCUUUCGAUGCUAGUCAAGAUGACAGACGGGCCGAUCGUCAAGACGAAGAAUCUGUUGUUCGUUUUGGAUGAGUUAGGGAACGGGAAGGAGCUGGAUGCUGCGUUGGAUGCUCUGAAUGAAUUGGGAGAGUCGGAUGAUGAAGGGGACGAGGUGUUGGAGAAGUAUAAGGCGGAUUGA
Molecule: messenger RNA, 1383 nt
Organism: Aspergillus eucalypticola CBS 122712
Lineage: Eukaryota; Fungi; Ascomycota; Eurotiomycetes; Eurotiales; Aspergillaceae
Exons: 6
Coding region: 1-1383 (460 amino acids)
Source: RefSeq, a predicted model, not a curated record